Cydia fagiglandana is the source of this 2549-nucleotide messenger RNA. RefSeq names its product gastrula zinc finger protein XlCGF57.1-like. The coding region runs from base 1 to 1734 and encodes 577 amino acids. The transcript is spliced from 6 exons. Gene Ontology annotation, cellular component: nucleus. The record is from RefSeq and is a predicted model, not a curated record. Gene Ontology annotation, biological process: regulation of gene expression. Gene Ontology annotation, molecular function: zinc ion binding. NCBI's taxonomy places the organism in Eukaryota, Metazoa, Arthropoda, Insecta, Lepidoptera, Tortricidae.
AUGGACGUCAUGGACGUGACGCGCGCGUGUCGCUGCUGCCUGCGGUGUGCUCCGGACAAGGACCUGACGACGCCGUACAAACAUCUCGGCAAAACAGAGAUAUAUGCCGACAUGAUCAAAGAGAGCUUCGAUAUACAUCUGGUACUAGACGGCUCGAGCUCGUGCGGCAUCUGCUCGGCGUGCGUGGGCCGCCUGCGAGACGCGAGCGACUUCAAGCUGCAAGUGCAGCGCAGCCAGGCGGAGCUGCGGGCGUGGCUGCAGGUAGCGAGCCACGUCAAAGAGGAAGACUCCGCAGUUGAGGAUCCUGAGAUGCAGGACGGAGAUGGGACCAGUGAGCCUGUAUCAGAUGAAGAGCUCAUAAUCAAGCCAGAAUCGAGCGAAGAUGAGACAAGCGAUGAGAUGUCGCUGGAGGAGCGGGCAGUCAAGUCGGAGGUGUCGGACGCGGCGAGUGACGAGGACUGCGUGUCGGUGUGUCCGGAGGGCAGCGCCGCCCGCGCCAGGGAACAACUCGCGAUGGCUUGUUCCGUGGUGCUCGAGCGCCUCCGCGACGACGCGAUAGUACACAGUGGAGACAAACCAUACUACUGUGAAGACUGUGGCAAGCAUUUCAGAAACAAGACUAUUUUAAGAAAACACAUAGAAAACACACACUUUUCAACCGAAUCAAAUUUCUUUGCUGGUAAUUUUUGUAGCACUAGCGAACAUGUUGCUUCACAUUUCAUGUGUGCUGAAUGUGAGUAUACAACAGGUUCCAAGAAAUCUUUAGAGACUCAUGUAAAAGUACAUUCUUUGGAUAAUAAUUUCAAUUGUAGUCACUGUGAUUACAAAUUCAUUCAGAAAUCAGACUUACAAAAACACAUACUUAUGCAUACUGGGGCAAAGCCAUUUCAAUGUAGCAACUGCGACUACAAGAGCAAUCGGAAAGGAAACUUACAAGUUCACCAAAGAAUACACACUGGAGAAAAGCCAUACACAUGCAGUUAUUGCGACUACAAGUUCAGAAAUGGUUCAGGUUUACGAAAUCACGAAAGGACACAUACUGGCAGCAAGCCUUAUCAGUGUAGCCACUGUGAUUACAAAUGCAGUCAGAAUUCACAUUUAAAAGAACACCAGAUGAUACACACUGGAGAAAAGCCUUACACAUGUAGUCAUUGCGACUACAAGUGCAGAGUUAGGUCAAGCUUACGUUAUCAUGAAAUGACACAUACUGGCAAGAUGCCUUUUCAGUGUAGCCACUGUGAUUACAAAUGCAGUCAGAAAUCAAAUUUACAAAAACACAUAAUGAUACAUACUGGGGCGAAGCCAUUUCAAUGCAGCAACUGCGACUACAAAACCAAUUGGGAAGCAAACUUUCGAACUCACAAAAGAAUACACACCGGAGAAAAACCAUACACAUGUAGUCAUUGCGACUACAAGUGCAGAGAUAGAAGAAGCUUACGAAAUCACGAAACGACACAUACCGGCAGGAAGCCUUUUCAGUGUAGCCACUGUGAUUACAAAUGCUGUCAGAAAUCAAGCUUACACCGUCACAUAAGAAUACACACCGGAGAAAAGCCGUACAAAUGUAGUCAUUGCGACUACAAGUGCAGUCAGAGUUCACAUUUAAAAAGUCACCAGAGGAUGCACACUGGAGGUGUUAAGGAUUGUAGUCUUAAAAUAAUUUCGCCUGGCAACAUUAUCGUUCAAACUUUUAAAAAAAAUAGACUUCCUCCCCUUCUCGUAUCGCGAAUGUAACAUGUCGGGCGCAUCUCACAGCGCUAAUUAUUAUUUUCGAAUAUUAUCGUCUCGGUUCAUCUAAAAGAUUCAAUUUCGUCUGUAAACUGUGUGUACUCAUUGUGGAAGGCUAAUCAGUUGAAGAAGCACUGCUCCGUUUCGGUGUCCACGCUGGUCCAGGUAACUCGGAUUCGAGGUAAGUCUAGACGAGCUGAAGGUCUGAGAAGCCUGCGCCAGCCUCCACCGAGAGCUGCACCGUCAUCUACAGCUCAGCAAGGUGAGUGCUUUUACCAAUUGACCUAGCCUGUCCUAAGUUCCACGGUAUAUCGUUUCGUAUCUCGUCUCGUAAUUCGUUUGAAUACAGUCCACAUAAUUUUUAAAUAUCGAAGUAAAAUAAUCCCAUUAACAGGAGGAAAGCCUUUGAAAUGUAAGUAGUGAUCGGGAUUACAAUAUGGUGAUAAACAAUUUAUGAAUGAAUCCCAUAAUUCCAUUCAGGUGUCGUCAAAUCGUUGUACAUGUUUCACAAUCUAUUCUGUACUUUUAGAGAGUAAGUAAGAGUUUAAAUAAAAAGUUUAAGGCGAAAUUUCAUUUUUGUUACAAGCUUUUAUCGCUGACUGUACUUUUCUAUCCACAGUCAACACACAUCUCAUCGACACACUAACAACCCCAAACGCAAUUUCAGCAAAAGUAUAAGCAUAACUACGAUAAACUGGUUCAAUAUUGUAGAGUACUUAGUAUAUUUAAUAAAGUAAAACUGGCUGUGAUUCUUGAAUACAAUGACUUAUUAGGAAAGCUGGAUAGAUACCAUAGACCGACCAACCUCAGGCAAUUACCCA